UUCUUCUUCCAACUUCCCUACUUACUGUUGUAUUCUCUCCCUCUCUCUCUCUCCAUUUUCAUCGGUUUCUUGACUGCGCCGCAAGCAUAUAUACGUAGACUAUAUCGGCGCGAGAUUUCCUUGGGAAUCUUCUUGAGAUAUCUACGAAGUUGGAAUCUUUUCUGCUCAUAAUUUCUUGUGGUUUUUGUUGUUUUAUUGCUGGAAGUUGAAUUUGGGAUCUUUUUUUCUUUGCGAUAGUUUUUGUUGAUGAUUUCCAGCUGUGAGAGUUCAGCGGAGGAAGAGCUUGAGGAUCUUAGGAAAAGUGCCUGAUACAAGCAGCAAAGCCGAAUAGUUAUUGAAAGAUGGAAUCUAAUAGACAUUCCCCAAGUGUUAUUGCAAGGCUGAUGGGUCUUGAUGAGCCGCUACCUCCACAGCCUGUCUAUAAACAAAGAAGAAUACUCUCAGAAACUUAUCUCCGAAAAUCAGCUUCUAUAGUUUUGCGGGAGAAAAGCUCAUUUUCUGUAGGCCACUCUUCUAGUAUGAACACUAAGAAGCGCAAAGCAAUUAGAGAGGAAAAUAAGCUGCUUGAUGUCCGGAAUUUUCCAUCAGAGCACUGUCUCGGACAUUCAGCUGUCUGUAAGUCAUCCAGUGCUUCAAAAUAUAGAAACAAUGAAAUAUGCAAGAAGUCAGAUAUAAUGUCUGACGGGAAUAUUUUGAGUUCCAUUGGUGAGUUUGAGUUGAAGGAUAACACGUAUCAUCCUAAAAGUGACAUGGAACCUCCCAAACAGAGUUUUAGAGUUCCCUUUGGAUCUCCGAGUAGAAGAAUCCAAUAUGCAAGGCACUAUCAUGUUGGUGAUCCUAAAACCAAACCAGUGCAAUUGGGAACAGUUACUCAGCCAGAGGCAUUAAGCCCCUCAUCUUCAAGUUCCUUAAACAACAGUGUCCUAGAUCGUAGUGCAUAUUCCUUUUCAAAUCUGUUAUUUUUUACAAAAGAGUCUAAGAGGCAAAUGUUUGAACAAUGGAAUCUAACCAAAGACUUUCAGGAAGUUGAAGUGGAUAAAGGCUGUAGCAAUCCUAGGGAAAUUAGCAGCCGAGAUGGUUGGAAGAGUGAGCAUAGUAGAACUUUACCGAGAUCAAACACUUCACAGAUUUGUAUUAAUAUAUCAGGAAAUGCCAAAAGCAGAUCCAGGACUGAGCCUACUCUAUAUGGCUCAUGUUUGUGGCAAAAGGAUGAUGUUAGGAAUGAAAACAAAUGCAUGAAGCAAAGCCAGAAACAUUAUGUUGAACUUGGAGAUAGAAGAGUAGUUAUUCCAGAGAAGAAGAGUGCAUCUAGAUUCUACAAAUGCAAUCCUGGUCUUUCAAACUCUAAGAGUAAAAGUCUUGCUUUCACAAGGAAUGCUGCAGGUUCAUUGGCUAAUGCGAACACCAAAGGCAUUGGAAUUUCUUCUAUGAAUUUUGAAAAUCUUCAUUCUGAACCAAGUCCCUCUUUGUCAACUGGAGAUGAUCUUUCCUCUUACAGUUGGGAAACUUCAUUUAAACAGGAAUCAUUGAAUGAAUCCCCUCCAAACAGGCUGGUUUCUUUGAAAGAUACCAUAAUUGACCCAAAUUCUGCUAUGAAUUUGAAGGAAGCCAAACAAAGUAGUCCAAAUUCAGUUCUUGAACCACAUUUUAAGGCGGGGAAACUUCGAAACUCUGAAUGCUAUGACGGUCCUGUUGUAGAUUUACAUAGUGUGGUAAAGCAGCUUAAGCUUCUUGAAACCAGCUCAGAGGAAACAUACUCUGAAGGAUCUGAAAUGGCAGUAUCAAGUCUUGAAAAUAAUGAGAAACGAUCUUUUUACUUUUCUCGAGAACUGCUGGGAGUGUUUAGCAGUGAAGAAAGUAGGGAUUUCUCUUACCUAGUUGAUGUUUUAGAUGAGGCCCACCUGAAUUUUGAAGUGGACUUCGAAACAUGUAAUUCUUUGGAAUCCCCUAUAAACCCAUUGUUUUUUGAGGCAUUAGAGAAGAAAUAUGGUAAGCAGAUAUCUUGGUUGAAGUCAGAAAGGAGGCUUUUGUUUGACCGUAUAAAUUCUUGGUUUAGUGAGAUUUUGAAUUCAUUUACGGAUAUCCAUAUUCGUUCAAAGUCCUUGAAGAUGAUGUUUCAUCCAACAUUGAGACGAAGUGAGGUUGAGGAAGAAUUGUGGAUGUUGCUUGUUAAUGAGGAAAAGGAAGUGGGCAAGGACUUGUCUGAGAAAGCACUGGGAGUGGAAACAAAGUGGUUGAAAAUGGAGAGCGAGAUUAGUAAUAUAUGUAAGGAAGUAGAGAAUUACUUGUUCGAUGAACUAGUAGCAGAAUUGUUUUGCAUUUGAGAGUUUAUUUUUUUUACAUUUUCCCUCUGUAUUUAAAUCAUUCUUUGGCAGGUAAAAUGCAACGUUGAAAUAGCAGUUUUGGCAUAUAGUAUACUAUAAGAUGUGAGUGCUGUAUAGGGUAGAGUGAAAAAUUCAAAUAUCAGCUACUGUAUGGUGAAGCAUAUGAGAAAUUUUCCGCUUGGUUUUAUUGUUAAUAAUAAUAUUGCUAUAGAAAUUCUUGUCUA
Messenger RNA from Ipomoea nil (Japanese morning glory), 2548 nucleotides. RefSeq lists its product as uncharacterized. The transcript is spliced from 6 exons. NCBI's taxonomy places the organism in Eukaryota, Viridiplantae, Streptophyta, Magnoliopsida, Solanales, Convolvulaceae. Bases 342 to 2324 code for a protein of 660 amino acids. The record is from RefSeq and is a predicted model, not a curated record.